Peronospora matthiolae is the source of this 855-nucleotide messenger RNA. NCBI's taxonomy places the organism in Eukaryota, Oomycota, Peronosporomycetes, Peronosporales, Peronosporaceae. The record is from the annotation of a GenBank genome assembly.
AUGGCCUCUGCGGCGCGGAAAAGGGGCCACGGCGGCUCUCCCCCGCUCCUGGCGGCGUCUGCGGAUCCAGGUGCCGUCGUUCCGAUCGGCUCUCGCCACAAGAAAGGUCGGGUUCGUGCAGCCCUACGGAAUUCUUCACUAGACGCGCCGGACGACAGAAUCGAUCGGGACGAAUGGCCGGAGCUCUGGAGUUAUCUGGGAGCCGAAUGGCCGACAACAGCAGCAACACCGUAUCCUCUAGUAUAUGGAGACUCCAACGGGUGGGAGGCUACGGCUCGUUUGGAGCCGGAAUUGUUACUCCAUCACUUGCGCCGCUUCGUCUUUCCAGACGAAGUACUUGCUAGCUUGUCCGACACAGUUUUUGUACAGUGGACGGCGCUGUGGCGCCAGGAGUGCUUAUUAUCCAGGCUCCUAGAAUUCCGACAGCGAGUGACAGAGCUACCCACGGGUGUUUGGCUCGACCAAUGGAUUGCUCGAUCGCAGCAGCGCCUUUCGCCGUCUCUGCUGGCCCCUCUGAUUGACAAUUCCGACGAUUGGAGAAAGUUGCGAGGGAUUAACUAUGCAGGGGACGACAUUUUACGAUUGUGUGACCCGCACAGACGCGUCCGAAUGAGUCACCACCUCAUGUGUGCCAUCGUGUUCGACAACGAGAUUUUUGCGCUGACGGGGACUGGCGGAAAGCCAGUACGCCGUCCCGAGCAACUCCGUUGCCACUUUCGCUUACUUCGGACCAAUAGUACCUACAAGGAUACGUACUACCCAGACGGGGAUGCUCCGAUCGACUGGACUGCGCUCGUUCGCUAUUUUACAACUGCUUUGGCCCCGGCAGAGCAGAGGUUCCUCCUCGAGUACUAA